Messenger RNA from Tetrahymena thermophila SB210, 3351 nucleotides. Its product is annotated as cyclic nucleotide-binding domain protein. NCBI's taxonomy places the organism in Eukaryota, Ciliophora, Oligohymenophorea, Hymenostomatida, Tetrahymenidae. The transcript is spliced from 8 exons. The record is from RefSeq and is a predicted model, not a curated record.
AUGAGAGGAUUUUAAGAAGUUGAAAAAUAAAUUAAAAUUAAGUUAUCUGGCCAAAAUAAAAGAUCUUACCUAGAUAUUGCUUAAAAGAUGCCAUCUUCAAUUCUAGUCGUUGAUUAGGAUGAUCAAGAAACAAAAAAUAAUUAGUCUUAAUUACCUACUCCACUAAAACUCUAGGUAUCACAAAAGCAAUCUGAUAUUUCUUUUAUUGUUGAUAAAAUUGAUCUAAGCAAAAUAAGCAUCAUUAAUUAGAUAGAAGACUAAUCGACAAAUUAAUGGCACGCUGGCACUAAAGAGAAAAAUGAAUUUGCAGACACCUUUAAAAUUAAUGAAAAUCAAGUGAACAGAAGUUGGUAGUCAUCUCCUUAGUCGAGAAGUUAAAGCAAAUAAGUGCACUAAUAACAAAUAAAAACAUUAAAAUCAGCUUAUCAUAAUAGGUAGAAAAAACAUUCUAUGCACAUCAAAUAAAAAGAGAAAAAAAGUAUACUAACUUCUGCUCAGAAAUCCAAAUUUAUGCAUUCAAAAAUAAAGAAUUAUUUAGUUGAUUUCAUUAGUAAAUUUACUCUAUUUGGUAGAUUUAAGCAAAUGAAAGAAAAAAGUCGGUCACUAUUAGGCGAUUUAUCAGAUAAAUACACUUAUAUUGCAUAAAACAAAAAAUUUACCUCUAUUUAUAACUUACUUUGGAUGUUUUUGCAGCUUUUAACAAAGCUAGAAAAAUUUGUAAUUCUCAUUUUUGAAAAUUUACCUUUAUUCAAUCCAGAAAAUAAACUAAGAAUUUGUGUGAAUGGACUCAUUGCUUUUUACAAUUGCUUUUAUUUAUUUACUAUUUCUUUGACUUUAUUUUUCUAAGCUGAGUUCGAAGAAUACCAUAAUUUGUUUCACUAAAUAGCUAUAGUUGCUUGGAUAUUUGAGAUGCUUUUGCAAAUGAAUACUGCAACAUACCAUGAGGGUGAUUUUAUCACUGAUAGAAAAACUAUUUUUAGAAUAUAUGUCAAAGAAUAUUUCUUUUUUGAAGUAUUACCAUUAAUUUUCGAAGGAAAGACUUCUUCAAAUGCUACUAUUAAUAUUUUAUUACAUCUACCACUUCUCCUUAAACUUAAAGGUAUGUCCAUCAUUUUAAGUAAGUUAGAGUUUCUAAUACUUCAGCAUCUCCAUAAACCUUAUAUAAUGUAAAUUUGUAAGUAGUUGCUGUAUGUUCUUCUUCUAGUUCAUUUUAUGACAUGCUCAUAUGCAACCCUAGCUUAUUUUGAAAAUAAUGUUUUAUAAAUUGAAGAAAACUGGAUUAAUUUAGGAAAAAUCUAAAAGCCAGAUUCUUAUUGGUGGACUAACUAUUUAGAAGCUCAACUUUGGGCUUUUUAUACAUUGAGCAGUUCUUAUUCAAGCUCUGUAUUCUCAUAAUAUGAAUAUGCCUUUACUUCUUUCUGGAUGCUUAUUUCUUAUGUAUUUUUUGCCUAUAAUCUUAUGGCUUUGAAGGGUAUCUUAUUAGAAAUGAAUUCUGCUAAAGAAAAUUAUAAAAAAGAUCUAAAUUUACUAAAUAGAUAUAUGAAAAGGAAGAAGAUAGAUUUAGAGCUGUAAAGAGCCAUCAAUUCACAUGUAGUAAAGCAAUACGAACAGGAAGCUUAAACUCAGUUUGAAGCGGAAAAAGAUGCUUUGAAAAAGUUAAGUCCUCAAAUGAGAAACAAAUUAGUCAUAGAAUCAAAUAAGAACAUUGCUACUUAAUUUUCAUUUUUUGAAAAUUUAUCACCAUAAACAAUUUUAAACUUAUACUAAAUAAUGGAGGAAGAAUGUCAUGCAGAGGGUCAAGAUAUUUAGAUAUUUGAUAAAAACACUUAAGAAUAUUUUGUUUUUUUAAUACUUUAAGGAAGAGUUGAAGUCUUGUAAACAAUUGAGGGAGAUGAGCUUGAAUCUAUUUCUUCUAUUUAAGAACCAAAAAAUAUGAAUAUUGAAGAUAAAUUUAAAAAGAGUGUUACAAUGCAGUUACAUUAAAAGUCUAUUUGUUAUUUGAAAGAAGGACAAAUAUUUGGUGAAUAUGAAUUUUUGACAAAAACUGAAUUGCCAUAUGUGAUAAAAUGCCAGCAAAAAACUGUGCUGAUAAAAAUAUCAAAUAUAAAAUUUUAAGAAAUAUUAAUGCAAAAUUAAUAAGAUUUUUAAAAGUUCAUGGAACUAAAGUAAAGGGUUUUAUUUAAUAAAUAAAUCGAAUAAUUAAAAAGCUAGUGUUUAAUAUGUAAAUAAAAAGACCAUCAUUUUAUAAACUGCUACUAAACUCACUUUUUUAAAUCUCCUUAUUUUCUUAUCACUAAAAAUAACUUUUCUUAAAAGCAAGAAAGAUAAAAUCACUCCAGGAGAGCUAAAAAAAUUUAAAAAUUUAUUAUAGAAUUAUCUACAUAAUAAAUUAUAUCUAACAAUGAUGAUAUCGAGAUAGGAGUUGGCUUUACUUAAUCUCAACUUUCAGCCAUAAAGGACAUAAAGGACGAUGAAACAUCUAUUUUUAAAGAAUAAAACAAUUAAGGCGCUAAUUUAAGUCCAGCAAGUAAAUUUAAAUUUUCUAAAGAAGAAUCAAAAUCAGAACAAUCUGAUUCGUAAGAAUAAGAGAGUUAGGCAAAAGAAAAAGCAAACGAUGAAGUAUUAUCUUAAAUUAAGAACGUACUGUCUAAUUUGGGUACUAAAAGAUCUAGUACUAAAUCUAAUAUCAGCAUUAUGAAACAGUAGGGAAGGAAUAUUGAAAGAUAAGAUUCCAGUGCACAUUAAGAAAAAAUAGAUUUGAUAAGAAAUUUGUCUGUUAAUGAAGAAAAGUUCACUACCUAAAAUACAGAUGAAAAAAACAUUAGCAAUCAUCUCAAUAAUAGCUAAAAUAACUUAUCAGAAUAUAAUCAAAGCUAGACAAUUCUAUACCCCACACCACUUCCUCAAUCACAUUUUAACAAAAGUGCUAAUUAAGUGCCCAGUUUAUAAGUUAUUAAAAAAUAGAAUGUAUAUCAACACUAAAUUUAUUUGGAAAGUAUUCCAGAGCUAGACGUAAAACACAGCAUUCAAUAAGAUUAAUAUAGACACUCUAAUUUAAGCUAAAAUACUUUAUUUAGAGGAAAUUCGUUAAUACCUUAAAAUACAGCUUAAGCAAAAAGAUACAGUGUUAGCAAACAUCGGAACUCAUUAAAUUUGAAUUCAUCUUUGAAAUUUGAUGAGGCAGUCUUCAAAUUAAUUUGGAAUAGAUCAAAUUUGUAUUGGGAAUUUGAUAAAUUUGCAAACUUCAUCUAUUUCUUUCCUUAAUAUAACAUUAAAAAUGUUUUAAAAAACAUCAAAAAGCUAAAAGAGAAAAGAAGCACUAUAAAAUAUAUUAAAAAAUAAAUUAUUUGA